Messenger RNA from Sardina pilchardus (European sardine), 5658 nucleotides. It is a transcript of the gene rhpn2, whose product is annotated as rhophilin, Rho GTPase binding protein 2. The record is from RefSeq and is a predicted model, not a curated record. Gene Ontology annotation, molecular function: protein binding. Gene Ontology annotation, biological process: signal transduction; negative regulation of stress fiber assembly. The coding region runs from base 62 to 2215 and encodes 717 amino acids. The transcript is spliced from 15 exons. Lineage: Eukaryota; Metazoa; Chordata; Actinopteri; Clupeiformes; Clupeidae.
AGUUAGGCAGAACGGCGAGUGAUUCAACGCGAGGAGACGAGCCCCGGAUUGCUUACGGUUUAUGGUCGAGAGGACACACACGCACCUGUUGAUUCCAAGGCGCACCCGCGAGUUUCCCAUUUCCGAGGACAAGCCGAGCGCACAAAUGACGGACGCGAUCCUCCCCAACGGCUGCAAGGCCAACGGGGCCGUAGAGAAUGGCUACUUUAAAAAGGGCUGCAACCCACUGGCUCAGACAGGCCGCAGUAAGCUGCAGAAUCAGAGGGCCUCCCUCAACCAGCAGAUCAUCAAACAGAUGAGAAUGAGAGCAGGAGCAGAGAAUCUCCACAAGGCGACGACCAAUAAUAAGGUGCGUGAGAGCGUGCUGCUGGAGCUGAGCUACGUCAACUCCAACCUGCAGCUGCUCAUGGAGCAACUAGAGGCACUCAACAGCUCUGUGGAGGUGUACCAGAACGUGCAGGAGAGUGCCAGUAUCCCUCUGAUUCCCCUGGGUCUUAAAGAGACAAAGGAUGUGGACUUUGCAGUGGCCUUUAAGGACUUCCUCCUUGAGCACUACAGUGAGGAUGGAAAUGACUUUCAGGACGAGAUCGCUGACCUCAUGGACCAGAGACAGGCGUGCCGUACCCCUAGUAGGAGUGCUGAGGGCAUUGAGCUGUUGGCCGGCUACUUCAGUCAGCUCGCCCUGCUAGAGAGCAGAUUCUUCGCCCCCAACCGCCAGAUCGGACUCUUCUUCACCUGGUACGACACGUUCACAGGCGUGCCGGUGUGUCAGCAGAACAUCUCUCUGGAGCGGGCGAGUGUGUUGUUCAACAUGGGGGCGCUCUACACACAGAUCGCCACGCGCUGCAACAGGCAGACCAGCGCCGGGCUGCAGGAGGCCAUCACCGCAUUCCAGAGAGCCACAGGAGUGCUCCACCACCUGAAGGAGACGUUCACACACACCCCGAGCUACGACAUGAGUCCGGCGAUGCUGAGUAUGCUGAUGCGCAUGAUGAUGGCCCAGACGCAGGAGUGUGUGUACGACAAGAUCGCGCUGCCCGGCAUACGCAACCACUUCCUCACGCUGCUCAAGAUGGCCCAGGAGGCCGCCAAGGUGAGCGAGAUGUAUGACAUCGCCCAUCAGUCGAUGAUCCAGACGCCAAUCAAGGACAACGUGCCGCUGUUCUGGUCCACCAUGGCCCAGGUGAAGAGCAGCCACUACCGCUCCCUGGCCCACUACUUUACUGCUACCGCCCUGCUCGACCAUCAGGUGAGUCCCAGUGAUGACGAGGACCAGCAGGAGAAGGCCUUCUCUCAGCUGUAUGAUGCCAUGCCGGACGGGCAGCCCCCUCUGGACAUCCUCAAGAGCGACAAGGAGCGCGAGCGCAUCGGUAAGGCUCACCUGCGGCGUGCGGUCCUGGAGCACGAGGAGGCUCUGCGGAUCUUGCGUCUGUGCGGUGAGCUGCGGCGGCUGGACAUGCUGAACGAGAUCCUGCAGGCCACUCACCGCCGCUCCCUCGCCAAGAGCGCCCUGACCGAGGACGAGGAGACCGACCAGUUCACCGACUACAUGGAGGCGCCCGACAUCAACUCUAAGACGGAGCAGCGGGCGGAGAUGGAGCUGCCCGGGUCCACUAAGGUGAAAGUCGCUGACCUUUUCCACAGGCUGGGUCCACUGUCGGUGUUCUCGGCUAAGCAGCGCUGGACCGCCCCCCGCACCCUGCGGCUCCGGCCCGAGGACCGCGACCUUGGCUUCACUCUGAAGGGCGAAGCCCCCGUCCAGAUCCAGUCUCUGGACCCGCUGUGUCCAGGCGCGGCGGAGGGCCUGCGUGAGGGGGACUACCUGGUGGCGGUGGCCGGAGUGGACUGCAGGUGGAUGAGCGUGACGGAGGUGAUGGGGCUGCUGCGCGACGUGGACGAGAGCGGAGUGGACAUCAGCGUGGUCAGCGUCAUGGACAACAGCCUGCCUCUGCCUCCCAAGAGCGCCACCUACUGUGGGGGUCUGCCCAAGACCUACUCCAUGAUCUGCCUGGCGUUCGAUGACGAGGAGAAGCACCCCAAGUCGCGUAAGGUGGCCAAGAAGAUGAGCUUCCUGAGCUGGGGCCUGAAGAACAGGCACAAGAGCGCCAGCACGCUCAGCCUGCCCACCGGAGACAGUGCCAGCAGUACCACCCUGCCCUGGCACCGCGCCAGCCCAGCCUUCCCCAGCUCCUACCACGACAGCGCCCUCUACUAGACACACACACACACACACACACACACACACACACACACACACACACACAGAGAGCCAGCCCCGCCUUCCCCAGCUCCUACCACGACAGCGCUCUCUACUAGACACACACACACACACACACACACACACACACACAGAGCCAGCCCAGCCUUCCCCAGCUCCUACCACGACAGCGCUCUCUACUAGAGACACACACACACACACACACACACACACACACACACACACACACACACACACACACACACACAUACAGAGCCAGUUCCGCCUUCCCCAGCUCCUACCACGACAGCGCCCUCUACUAGAGACACACACACACACACACACACACACACACACACACACACACACACACACACACACACACACACACACACACACACACACACACAGAGGCAGUCCCGCCUUCCCCAGCUCCUACCACGACAGCGCUCUCUACUAGAGACACACACACACACACACACACACACACACACACACACACACACACACAGAGCCAGCCCCGCCUUCCCCAGCUCCUACCACGACAGCGCUCUCUACUAGAGAUACACACACACACACACACACACACACACACACACUGGCAGUGGCACAUAGACACAGGGGUGAAAUGAAGGAACCUGUAUAUUUGCACACACGUCCAUGUUUUAAUUUGACCAAGAACAGCCACAGCUCCUCUCCUCUUUCCUCCUCUCUUCUCCUGCUCUCCUCCUCUGUUUUCUUCUCCUCCCCUCUCUCCUGCUCUCCUCUCUUUUCUUCUCCUCCCCUCUCUUCUCUCUGUGCUGUUUGCUUUCUCUGCUCUCCUCCGCUCUCUUUGUUUGCCUUAAGUGCCACGUUGGCAUGGCGAUGAAAGGGCCGCUGCAAGGCCGUGUGGUGCAGACAGUUGCACUGGUGAGGGGCGGCCUUCUGGAACGCCAUAGUGUCUUCUUAGACUACACACACACACACGCACACACACACACACACACACAGAGGGGUGUUCUUCUUUAACGCCAUAGUGUCUCCUAAGACUCCAACUCCAUGCACACACACACACACACACACACACACACACACACACACACACACACACAGAGGGGUGUUUUUCUUUAACGCCAUAGUGUCUCCUAAGACUCCAGUCCCAUGCAGACAGACACACAGACACACAGACACGCAGACACACAGACACACAGACACACAGACACACACACAGAGGAGUGUUUUUAUUUAACGCCAGAGUGUCUCGUCAGACUUCUGCUCUACAUAUUCAAUCAGUAUGAGGCAUUAGCCCUUAGAUGCCCAUACAUACAUACAUAUGAUGUAUCACAUCCUGUAUAUAUUGCAUACAUCUAGCAUUAGCCCUUAGAUGCCCAUACAUACAUAUGACGUAUCACAUCCUGUAUAUAUUGCAUACAUCUAGCAGGAGACACUAAUGCCAGAGAGAGCUGACGCAUUAUUGAUGUUCCAACAUGUUGGUCUCCUGAUGAAGGGGUGAAUCUGGGCUGAGCUGCCCAUUGAAGGAACUAUGAAGUGUGUUCUACACACACUAACUGGUGCAGGCGGCAGAACGCAGGCUGCUCUGAUGCCAGGCUGACCCCGUGCAGCGGGUGAGCGCCAGUGUGCCCACAAUACUGCCCACUCCGCGUGGGUCUCCAGCAGGGCAGCGGUCCCGGGCCCCCGGUCCAGAACCCAGCAGAACUCCGACCCAGUGCCCCUCCGCCGCCACCUAUGUUAUUGUGUAUGUUAAUGUGUAUGUUAUUGUAUAUAUUGAUCAGCAGCCAUGAGCAGCGCAGACUGAAGCUCUGAAGCUCUUGUGUGCCCUGUACAGCUGCUGCCAUGGAGACCAGCCUCACAGCACAGCACAGCACAGCACAGCAGGUGUGUGUGACAGUCUGAAGGAAGAAUUAGUGGCCACACACACACACACACACACACACACACACACACACACACACACACACACACACACACACACACACACGCACACAUGCACACACUCGAGCAUGAAUGAUCAACUCCGAUAGCAGCCAGCUGGGGCAUAGAUCCAGCCCACCAGCACAUCGGCUCUGGCCCCGCUCUGGCCUUGGUCUGGCCUGGGUCUGGCCCUGUUCUGGCCUGGGUCUGGCCUGGGUCUGGCCUGGGUCUGGCCUGGGUCUGGCCUGGGUCUGGCCCUGCGGGGCUGCUGUUUGGGUCGGCGCUACUGUCCCACUGCGCUGCUAGCUGACCACUGGACUUUAGCUGACACAGCUGGUGUUGGUGUUACUGCACUGUCUACAACGUAGAUUAUUAUUAUACACGUUUGAUAAUCAAAUUAUUUAUGUGCAAAAAAAAGGAAGGAAAAUAUAUAUCUGUAUAAAGUAUAUAUAUAUAUAUAUAUAUAUUACACAUUGUUAAACUUUGGAUGUAGUUUUGUUUGGUGAGAAUGUGUUUAUCUGUGCAUCUUGUUAGGUAUGUACCACAAAACCUUUUUUUUUAUAUACAAGUUUGUCUUCAUUUGAAUUCUGAGAUAUUUCUCUUCAUCAGUUAGCUCCCAUGAGUCAGUAAUAGUAUUGUGUGUGUUGUGGUCCCAGACCAUAGCUGCAGAAAUGUCCCUCAAUGACUAGCUGUAAACGCUGGAAUGUGGCGUGCAGUGUUGGUGCCAAGGUCUACUGGAGGCAGUGAAGCGCCAAGUUCCUGUUGCCUCUUAGUUCUCACGCGGCCACGGUUCCUGUUGCCUCUUAGUUCUCAGGCGGCCUCGGUUCUUGACCACCAGGGCUUAAAGGAACUUCUCCGCCAACCAACGUCUUUUGUCCAAGUGUAGUAUCUGUUGUAUAUGCUUGCCAACGUCUCUUGUCCAUGUGUACAGUAUAUCAGCUGCAUAUGCUUGCCAAAAUGGCUCCUGUGUUCGAGUCCUCUAUGUGUGAGGAUGUGUUGAUGAAUAGUGUGCCCAUAUGUAGUGGAGCAGGGGCACGUUCCCUCUCCUCUAAUAGCGCACGAAUAGUGUGCCCCUAUGUAGUGGAGCAGGGGCACGUUCUCUCUCCUGUAAUACACGUCUCCAUACGGUCUGUUUGGCCUCUUAUGACACUUUAUUAGAACUCUGCUGAACAGACGGGAUCUGCCUCACUUCUGUGGAUAGUUACGGUUCCUUUAUCUGUUCUCUGCAUAGAGUUACAGUUCCUUUACUUGUUCUGUGUAUAGAGUUACGGUUCCUUUACUUGUUCUGUGUAUAGAGUUACGGUUCCUUUACCUGUUCUGAGUUACGGUUCUUUUACCUGUUCUGUGUAUAGAGUUACGGUUCCUUUACCUGUUCUGUGUUUAGUUACGGUUCCUUUACCUGUUCCGUGUAGAGGUCCAGUUCUCGGCUGGUGAUGCGUAUGUUAGCUCCAGGUGUUGGGUAUUAGUGAGUUGGGGGGUUGAUGGUGAUGCAUGUAUGAUGUCACAGCUGUGUAUAAUGUUCAACUCAAUAAAGAAUAAAAUGGGGCAGA